AUGGCUGAUGCUGCGGUAAGAUAUUUUUGCGCGGGGAGUAUGGGAAUUUCAAGAUUGCAGAUUCUAGUUAGAUCUAUGAAUUUGCACUUCUCAUAAGGCUCUGGACUUUGUGGGCUAAUUAGAGAUAGAAAAUUAAAAAUAGCAAAUUUCUAUACUCUCGGAAUGUCCCUGAAAAUUUGAAUGAUUUAAAUACUUCAAAGCUUUCUGAUACUGAAAUAAAUAAAUACAUUUUGAAACAAAUGGAAGCCCCUAAGAAUCAUGAAAAAACAACUUCCUAGAAUUUUCUUGUGAAACUAUUUUGGUUUCCAAAAAUGUUCAUCAUCUGAAAUGUUUUCUGUCUUCUCACAACUUCCGACGUUUAUAUAGUCAGUCAAUCCACCUCGUCUUUCUUUUUCCUUUUUCCUUUUUUUUUUCAUCCAAAAAAAGUAAAAAUGAAAAGCGAAAAGUGCUCUUCGCUGCUCUUCUAACCCCCCUUUCCAUAAUAUAUGAAAAAAGAAGAAAAUUUCCAUUUUUCCAGAAAAACGCGUUGAGCUCAAUUUUCGACAAAACCAAAGAUGUGCUCUCGACAGCCGGUUUGUUUUUGUUUUCUUUUCUCAUAUUUUUUGUCGAGAAAAUCCUUUAGAAAUAUAUAUUUUCAGCUGACGCAACCAAAGGAUAUGCGAGCCAAGCUCAACAGGCAAUCGGUAAAAUAAUCCCAGGAGCAAAUCAAGAAUCGGAUCCAAAUGCCGCUGUUGCUGCUGCACAAGCUGCACAAGGACCAACUGAUGGAAGUGUUCCACCAGCACAAUAA
This is a messenger RNA of Caenorhabditis angaria, 790 nucleotides long. Lineage: Eukaryota; Metazoa; Nematoda; Chromadorea; Rhabditida; Rhabditidae. The record is from the annotation of a GenBank genome assembly.